Molecule: messenger RNA, 861 nt
Organism: Scutellospora calospora
Lineage: Eukaryota; Fungi; Glomeromycota; Glomeromycetes; Diversisporales; Gigasporaceae
Source: the annotation of a GenBank genome assembly
AUAAUGAGUGGAAGCUUAAAAAAAUCUUACUUGAUAUUUGUAUGCUUCCUUAUCUACAUACUGGUGAAGAGAUUAAUGAACGGUUAUGCUCUAUUCUUGCAGCUUUUAAUAUUACUAGCAAAGUUUUUUGUACUACUACUGAUAGAGGCUCUAAUAUAAUUUCAGUAAUGCAAUUAUUAAAAGAGAAUUUAGUUUUAAAAAAUAAUUUUCAUUUUCGUUCUUGUCGUUGCUUAGCUCAUAUAUUAAACUUUAUUGUUACAGCUAGUUUAUUAUCUAUUAAAUCAUCAAUUGAAAAAGUACAUAACUUUGUUAAUAUUAUCUCAUCAUUAUCAUCUAUAACUCAGGAUUUUAAAGAACUUAGACAAUCAAUCAGUGAAACUUAUAUAACUAUGCUAACAACAAUUGCUACUGUUAUUAGACAUAAUAAAAAUUUUCACAAAUUUAAACUUACAUUACAAGAAGAAGCUAAUCUUCAUACUGCAAUACAAUUUCUUGAACUAUUUUAUGAAACAACUAAUGUUCUUUCUGGUAGUACUUAUACAACUUUAGGUAUUUCUAUUUUACUAAUUGAUGAUAUUAUUGAUAAUAUCUUAUUAUAUAUUCAUGAUUCAACAACAUUUAUAGCUGCUAUCCUCGAUCCUCAAAUUAAAUUAGAAUUAAUAUCUAAUGAUAUGAAUAUUGAAGCAAACUGUUCUAUUUUUAAUAGUAUUUUUAAAACAAAAUACUCUAACCUUAUUCUAAAUAGUUUACCUACAAAUUUAGAAGUGCCAUUAAAUUUAAUAUAUACAGAACAGAUAGCUAAAGAUUAUUUAGCUGUUCAAUCUAUAUCAGUACCUUCUGAACAAGUAUUUUCUAAAGCAG